Molecule: messenger RNA, 2040 nt
Organism: Quercus robur (English oak)
Lineage: Eukaryota; Viridiplantae; Streptophyta; Magnoliopsida; Fagales; Fagaceae
Product: probable serine/threonine-protein kinase PBL21
Exons: 7
Coding region: 356-1561 (401 amino acids)
Biological process (GO): protein phosphorylation
Molecular function (GO): ATP binding; protein kinase activity
Source: RefSeq, a predicted model, not a curated record
UUUUUUUUUUUUUGGUUUCUCUGUUCUGCCCUUGUCUUAAAUUUGACACGUUAAAGCCGGCAUUUCGAUAAACAAAAUAAAGGGUUUGGAUUUAUUUUAGAAAGUUUUUAAAUUUUUUUUCUUUUUAGGAGGUGGGUUUCUUUGUGUCUCUAGCUUUUUGGCUUCCUGAUCUCCCUCUUUCCUUUCGGAGUGGGAGAUGGUUGAGCUUAGUAUUUUUGUUCUUUUGGGGGGUUUUGGUAUGUGAAAAUUUUGAGAAAUCUGAGAUAUGGGUUGAGUUGGGUUUUGGGUGAGAAAUUCAUUUCAGGUGGUUCUUUGUGUGUGUGUGUGUCUUUGUUAAAGAGAGUGUAAAGAGAAAAUGAGUUGCUUUUCUUGCAUUAACCCACGAAGGAAAGGUGUGCGCAGGGUCGAAACUGAGAAUGCCCCACGAUCUACUUCUGGUCAUUCUGCUGAUUCCUCAGUUAGUGGAAAGGGAAGGAGGGACUCUAAUCUUAAUGAGAAUGGGAAAGGCAAAGAGGGUUUGAAUGAUAGAAAGUGUGGCAACCCGAAAUCCAGUGCAGCUCGUAGUUUUACAUUUCGUGAGCUUGCGGCGGCCACAAAAGGUUUUAAGGAGGUGAAUCUAAUUGGGGAAGGGGGUUUUGGAAGGGUUUACAAGGGCAAACUUGAAGCCAAUCAGGUUGUUGCAAUUAAGCAACUUAAUCAUGACGGCCUCCAGGGAUUUCAGGAAUUCAUUGUGGAGGUUCUCAUGUUAAGCUUGUUACACCAUUCUAAUCUGGUCACCUUGAUUGGCUAUUGUACUGAUGGAGAUCAAAGACUUUUGGUUUAUGAGUACAUGUCAAUGGGUAGCUUGGAAGAUCAUCUCUUUGAUAUGGACCCUGGCAAAGACCCUCUGAGUUGGAAUACACGAAUAAAGAUUGCUGUUGGUGCAGCUCGGGGCCUUGAGUAUCUCCACAACAAAGCAAGUCCCCCUGUUAUCUACCGUGACUUGAAAUCUGCAAAUAUUUUGCUGGACAAUGACUACAAUCCAAAACUGUCAGACUUUGGGCUUGCCAAACUUGGACCUGUUGGUGAUCAUACUCAUGUUUCAACUAGAGUAAUGGGAACUUAUGGUUAUUGUGCACCAGAGUAUGCCAUGAGUGGCAAAUUGACCCUUAAAUCAGAUAUCUAUAGCUUUGGUGUGGUUCUUUUGGAGUUGAUCACCGGCCGGAGGGCAAUAGACGCCACUAAGAAGCCAGGAGAGCAGAACCUUGUUACUUGGUCUCGUCAAUUUUUAAAGGACCGAAGGAAAUUUGUUCAACUAGUAGAUCCUUUGUUGCAAGGGCGCUUCCCUCUUCGUUGUUUGCAUCAUGCAGUUGCUAUUACUGCCAUGUGUAUUCAGGAGCAGCCAACUUUCCGCCCUCUUAUUGGUGAUAUUGUCGUGGCUCUCGAGUACUUGGCUGCUCAGAGCAACACCUCUGAACUCCAUAAUGGCCGGGUCCGCAGUCCCACAGUUCAAUCACCUUCAAAACCACAAAGUGAUGUCUCUUGGGAAUCAGAUUGUAGAACAAGUUCAACUUCAGCUUGAAUGUUGUCAAGAAAAAAGCUGCCAAAACGCUUUGAUGAACAGUGUGCUGCCUUGUCAAAUUUGGAAGAGAGACCUGUUGAAAUCCAUUUUCCAAAUGUAAUAUACCUUUAUAUAAAUCUCCAGAAUGCGUAUAUAUAUGUAUGCUUUAUGUGUGUAUAUAUAUAUAUAUUCAGUUUUUGGAUUCUAUAGCUUUUUUGUAUGAAAAUCAGUUAGGUGCUUAUGAUUGGGUGACAUAUAUAAUAGACGGGGAAAGAGUCCACUUUUGUGCAGCUGAAAUUGGAAUCAAAGUGGAGAAGCCCUUGCUUCUUUUUGGACCUCGUAUUGUAAUAUUUCUUAAUUUCUUAGCCAAGCAUGAUUAAGGGUUCAAAGAAGAAAAAGAAGUUGUCUGGAGACAAUACAGGGUUUUCAUUUUCUUGUGAGUAUUUAUUGUCUAAUAAAUUCUUGAAUGUAUAUUAGAAAAAAAUUAAUCAGUUGCUUCA